AUGAGUGAAGCACAUGAUACUGUUUCAAAACAAAUGGAUGUUGAAACUGAUAUAAUAACAUUAACAAGAUUUAUAUUACAAGAACAACAAAAAUUAGCACCAAAUGCUACAGGAGAAUUAUCAUUAUUAUUAAAUUCUUUGCAAUUUGCUUUUAAAUUUAUUGCUCAUAAUAUUAGAAGAGCUGAAUUAGUUAAUCUUAUUGGUGUUUCAGGUACUGCAAAUAGUACUGGUGAUGUUCAAAAAAAAUUAGAUGUUAUUGGUGAUGAAAUUUUUAUUAAUGCAAUGAAAUCUUCAAAUAAUGUUAAAGUAUUAGUUAGUGAAGAACAAGAAGAUUUAAUUAUUUUUGAAGGUGGUGGUAGAUAUGCUGUUUGUACUGAUCCAAUUGAUGGUAGUUCAAAUAUUGAUGCAGGUGUUUCAGUUGGUACUAUAUUUGGUAUUUAUAGAUUAAAAGACGAUUCAAAAGGUUCAAUAAAUGAUGUAUUAAGAAAAGGUACAGAAAUGGUUGCUGCAGGUUAUACAAUGUAUGGUGCAUCAGCUCAUUUAAUGUUAACAACAGGUAAUGGAGUUAAUGGAUUUACAUUAGAUACUCAAUUAGGUGAAUUUAUUUUAACUCAACCAAAUUUAAAAAUUCCAAAACAAAGAGCUAUUUAUUCAGUUAAUGAAGGUAAUUCUUAUUAUUGGCCAGAAUAUGUUAAAAAAUAUGUUGAAGAUUUGAAAAAACCUCAAGAUAAUUUAAAAGGUAAACCAUAUAGUGCAAGAUACAUUGGUUCAAUGGUUGCUGAUAUUCAUAGAACAUUAUUAUAUGGUGGUAUUUUCAGUUAUCCAGCUGAUACAAAAUCAAAAAAUGGUAAAUUAAGAAUUUUAUAUGAAUGUUUCCCAAUGGCAAUGUUAUUGGAACAAGCUGGUGGUAAAGCUAUUAAUGAUAAAGGUGAAAGAAUUUUGGAAAUUUUACCAAAGGGAAUUCAUGAUAAAUCGGGUAUUUGGUUAGGUUCAGAAGGUGAAAUUGAUAGAUUUAUUGAAUAUAUUCCAAAAAAUUAA
Messenger RNA from Lodderomyces jiufengensis, 1038 nucleotides. It is a transcript of the gene FBP1, whose product is annotated as fructose 1,6-bisphosphate 1-phosphatase. The record is from RefSeq and is a predicted model, not a curated record. Gene Ontology annotation, biological process: fructose metabolic process; fructose 6-phosphate metabolic process; fructose 1,6-bisphosphate metabolic process. Gene Ontology annotation, cellular component: cytoplasm; cytosol. Gene Ontology annotation, molecular function: fructose 1,6-bisphosphate 1-phosphatase activity. The coding region runs from base 1 to 1038 and encodes 345 amino acids. NCBI's taxonomy places the organism in Eukaryota, Fungi, Ascomycota, Pichiomycetes, Serinales, Debaryomycetaceae. The transcript has a single exon.